GGAUUCUCAUGCCCACUGCGUUGCUAAGUGCUAGCAAAACAAAUGAGAGCAAGAGGUCAAGCGAACGUAGAGCUGUACGCGAUCUCUGAUUGGUCCUGGCUCUGGCUCGUCAGUCUUACGAUGCAAUAAUAUAGAUGUAUGUGUCUGGACAAUGUGAAGGUGUGAAGGUAUUUUCUCUGUAAAGAGAAACCAGCACAAAGCUUCUGCUCUGUGGAAAUCCUGAUUAGAGAUGCUCCCAGCGCUCUGUGUAGGUUUGGAUGAGAACACGUCACAGCCUGUUGACGUGGUCUGAUACUACCCGACACAUGUCCUCGCACACAUGAAGAAUGCAGUGAUGGAUGAUGGAUAUAUGCUGUAAUACACACUGACAGAAGACUCUAUAGAGGUCAACUGAAGCUUCUCGACGUAUCCCAGCAUCCUCUGGGCAUGGCCAGCACUCAAGAAAAGUCCCCUCUCGGUUCUGUGGAAGAUUUCUGGACCACCCUUACAGGACACAGAGAUCCUGAGGAAGAAAGUCAGAUGUUCCGUUCUCAUACCUGGUCAUGAAGCUGGUCUUGUUGGUCUUAAGGGUGCUGUGUCUUGCGAGCCUGUGGCCCGUCACCCUGCUCGAUAACCGGUAUCCUGACCGCAAGAGAAACAAGGAUGUUUACCUCGGCGAGCAUGCAAAACACAAAUUUAGAGGGCGAAUAGACCACAAACUAAAGCGGAAGGACAGCACAAAGUCUCUUCUGAUCAAAACGGAACAGCUGCUGAGGAUCGAAGAUCACGACUUUGCCAUGAGGCCUGGAUUUGGAGGGUCUGCCAUCCCUGUUGGCAUUGAUGUGCAGGUGGAAAGCAUAGACAGCAUCUCUGAAGUAAACAUGGACUUCACCAUGACCCUGUACCUGCGGCAUUAUUGGAAGGACGAACGGCUGGCUUUUCCCUCCACUAACAAUCUGAGCCGCACAUUUGAUGGGCGCCUGGUGAAGAAGAUCUGGAAGCCGGAUGUGUUCUUCGUCCACUCCAAGCGUUCCUUCAUCCACGACACUACCAUGGAGAACAUCAUGUUAAGGGUUUAUCCAGAUGGAAACAUCCUCUACAGCGUCAGGAUAACAGUCACGUCUCUUUGUUCGAUGGAUUUUAGUAGAUUCCCGUUGGAUACUCAGAACUGUUCCCUGGAGCUGGAAAGCUAUGCUUAUAAUGAGAAUGACCUCAUGUUGUACUGGAAAAACGGCAAUGACUCCUUAAGAACAGAUGAGAUUGCUCUCUCUCAAUUCUUCAUCGAAGAAUUUCAUCCGUCUCACGGUCUGGCAUUGUACAGCAGUACAGGUACAUAUUCUCUCUUUUAUAUUGGCAGUGACGGCUAUCUUUGUAAUAUCUACUUCAGAUCAUUGUGCGAGUCCACAUUGUUUGCUUUGUCAGGCUGGUACAACAGACUAUACAUCAACUUCAUCCUGAGACGACACAUAUUCUUCUUUAUGCUUCAAACGUACUUUCCCACAAUGCUGAUGGUGGUGCUCUCUUGGGUGUCUUUUUGGAUCGACAGGCGGGCGGUACCAGCCCGUGUCUCACUUGGCAUCACUACGGUGUUGACAAUGUCCACCAUCAUAACCGGAGUGUCAGCAUCCAUGCCUCAGGUGUCAUAUGUGAAAGCCGUGGACAUUUAUUUGUGGACCAGCUUCCUGUUUGUGUUUCUUUCCGUCAUCGAGUAUGCUGCUGUCAACUACUUCACCACCAAGGAGGAGAUGAAGAAACUUAAGCAGUUAAAGCUGUCAGAAUUUGAUGCCUCUCAGGCUAUGGCGUUUGACGGCUGUUUCCACGACACGGACAUAGAGCUCAGCACGUUCCCUCCCAUGUCCGAUCUGAACUCUGACCCGUGCAUGACAUCCCUGAACUCUGCCGUACCAGAACUACCUCGCAUCAUGGGCACACGCCUCCGUCGCAGAAGGUCCAUUCGCCAAAGUGUCAACCAUAUCAUGAGCAACAGUUACAAGAUAGACUCCUAUUCUAGAAUAAUCUUUCCUGUGGCAUAUAUAUUCUUUAAUUUCAUCUAUUGGAGCAUCUACUCUUGA
Messenger RNA from Triplophysa dalaica, 2051 nucleotides. RefSeq names its product gamma-aminobutyric acid receptor subunit rho-3. The transcript is spliced from 10 exons. Lineage: Eukaryota; Metazoa; Chordata; Actinopteri; Cypriniformes; Nemacheilidae. Gene Ontology annotation, cellular component: membrane; neuron projection; synapse. The record is from RefSeq and is a predicted model, not a curated record. Bases 543 to 2051 code for a protein of 502 amino acids. Gene Ontology annotation, biological process: chemical synaptic transmission; signal transduction; nervous system process. Gene Ontology annotation, molecular function: extracellular ligand-gated monoatomic ion channel activity; GABA-A receptor activity; neurotransmitter receptor activity.